Molecule: messenger RNA, 6247 nt
Organism: Mercurialis annua (annual mercury)
Lineage: Eukaryota; Viridiplantae; Streptophyta; Magnoliopsida; Malpighiales; Euphorbiaceae
Product: trans-Golgi network-localized SYP41-interacting protein 1
Exons: 8
Coding region: 149-6028 (1959 amino acids)
Source: RefSeq, a predicted model, not a curated record
AUUUUUCUUUUCAACGUCAGUCAUCACUUUCUAAAAAAGUCAAAAUCCCUAAUACUAUACAAAAACUUUCUUAAUUCAAGGUCUAGGGUUUCUUUUUGUGCUUUGCAGAUCCAUUUCCUUCUUGUUUUCCGUGUUAUGAUUGAUUAAAAUGUCAGAUAGUAAUCAUUUAGAGGACGAAGCACUCCAAAAUGGAGAUCAUCUUCAAGAAGAAGAAGAACCAGAAACAAAAAAAAUUGAACCUGUUCUUGACGUUAAUCAGGGAUCAGAAGAGGCUAAUUCUCAUGUGGAGAGUAAAGAAGAUAUGUUUCUUGAUGCAACUGAUGAUAUUGAAGAGACUCAGUCUCAAGAAAUGGAUAAUAAUACUGAUAAUGAGGUUACCCUAGAUAAUAAUAUUGAAGUAACUGUUUCUGAAGAUUACAAGGAAGAGCAAGAGGAUUUUUCCGUGGAAGUUGCUAAUCUGCUCCAUGAGCUUAAGUUUUUGAGUAAUGGUGAGAAUUCAGAAGUGUUGGUGGGCGGCGUUGGCAGUGGUUUGCUGAGGGAGAUGCUGAGUGAGUGUUCUCGGUAUGUUAAAGUUUCAUUAGAACACAAGUUGCAUAGCGAGAACACGAUAAGGGAGCUUCAACGACAGAUUGAAGAGCUUAAUUUGAAGGUUCAGGUGGAGCAGAGUGUUGAUAUUGUUGCUGAUAGGAUGAUGGGUGUUCUUAGCAUGGUGGUUAAUCAAGAGGAGUUGUUGGAUUAUUCUGUUGUUGGGAAAGUUGCUCAUGUUGAAAGAAGUACUUCUAUGUUGGUGGAACAGUAUAAAUGGUUUCUUUACGAAGUUGAUCAACUCAGGCUGUGUUUGAUAGAGGGUGGAUUCAGUGUUGGGCCGCAUGAGGAGUUUGGGUAUCCAUCAGUUUUUGCUGUUGCUCGUAGUGAGUUGCAGGAGAUCGCGAAAGCAAAAGCAGAGAUGCUGGGGAAAAUAAACUAUCUAGAGGAUGUGAAUCGGAAAUUGGUUGAGGAAGUCGAGAAGGAGAAAGCAAUGGCCGAGACUGUGAACUCAGAAUUUGAGAAGGUAAAGGUGGCACUUGAGCAGGAAAAGGUAAGGUGUGCUAACGCCAAAGAAAAGCUUGGUAUGGCUGUGACAAAAGGGAAGGCUCUGGUUCAGCAGCGGGAUUCACUAAAGCUCUCGCUGGCUGAGCAAACAAGCGAGCUCGAGAAAUGUUUGGUUCAAUUGAAAGAGAAGUCGAAUGCUGACGAGGCUGCUGAGUUAUGCAGGGCGGAGCUGGCCAAAUGUGAAAAUUUGGUUGCAUCAUUACAAGAAGCACUUACACAAAAGAGUGCAGUUCUUGAAAGCUGUGUGGAAGCUUUAUCUCAAACCAGUGUACCUGAGGAACUUCAAUCGGUGGAAAUUACAGAGAAAUUUAGAUGGCUUGUAAAUCAGGUUGCAUCACUGGAGAAAACAGUUCUGGAAAAGAAUGCACUUCUCCAAAAUUUUGAAGAAAUUUUGUCUCAGACUAGUGUAUCAGAAGAAAUAGAGUCAAUGGAUGUGAUUGCGAGGCUGAAAGGGCUUGCAAAUUUGGUCAAAUCAUUGCAGGAAAUGAUUUCACAAAGAAAUAAAAUUCUCAUCAGUCUUGAAGAAAUAUUUUCAGAGAUCAAUGCACCAGCUGAAUGUCAAUCGAUGGAUGCAGUGCAGAGGCUCAAAUGGAUUUUGGAGGAGAGAGAUGCACUUAAGAGUAAUUUGCUGGAAUUCCACAGAUUGAAAGAUGCUUUAUCUUUGAUUGAUCUUCCUGAAACUGCUUCAUCAUCUGAUUUGGAAACUCGGAUUAGUUGGCUUAAGGAUUCAGUUAAACAGGAAAAAGAUGAAAUACAUAAGCUGCAGUAUGAGAUUGCUAGAGUACAGGCUGUUGGGCAUAAGGUGAUUGACCAGUUAAGUGGUACUCUUGUAGCAGAAUUACAAGAAAAGGAAUAUAUUAAAUCAGAGCAGGCUGAGCUAGCGCUUAAGUAUGAAGCAAUUUCUCAAGAAGCAUGCAAAGCUUUAUGGGAGAAGGAUCAGAUGGUAAGGCUGUUGUUGGAGGGUUCUGGAAUGGAAGAGACUGUUUCUGACGUGGCUAUGCUCAUUGAGAGAUGCUUCGCGAAGAUAAAAGAACAAAGUAGUACUUCUUUUAAUUUAUCUUCUGCUGAUGCUGAUGUUUUUGAAAGAAUGCAGAGUCUCUUGUUUGUGAAGGAUCAAGAAUUGGUUCUCUCUAAGAAACUCCUAGAAGAAGAUUUGCUGGCGAGAUCAGAAGUAAACAAUCUCUCUAAUAACUUAAGAGCGGCAUCCACAGAACUAGCUGAACUGAAGGAGGAAAAAGAUUCUCUACAGAAAAAUCUUGAGCGAGCAGAAGAGAAAUUUGCUCUGUUAAAGGAGAAAUUGUCCUUGGCAAUAAAGAAAGGUAAAGGAUUGUUUCAGGAUCGGGAAAACUUGAAACUUACUCUGGAUGAAAAAAAUUCAGAAAUUCAGAAGCUGAAACUGGUACUACAGAAGCAAGAAUCUGCAGCUACUGAGCACAUGGAUCAGAUAAGUAAAUUGUCUGCUUAUCUAGAACAAGUCCCAGUGUUAGAGGCUAAGCUACUAGAUGCAAAAAGUCAACAAAAUCAAGUUGAGCAAUUCUUACUGGAGAGCAACAACAUGUUACAUGGGGUGAUUGAAUCAGUUGAUCGUAUUGUUCUUCCUACUGAUUCAGUUUUUACAGACCCCGUAGAAAAAGUGAACUGGCUUGCACGCUACAUUAAUGAAUGCCAGAGUGCCAAGUCUUGUGCUGAGGGAGAGUUGGGUGGAGUCAAGGAAGAAAUGGCCAUUGUGGCUAGUAAAUUAGCCGAAGCACAAGAAAGUAUAAAGUCAUUGGAAGAUGGACUGAUAGUGGCCGAGAGCCACAUAUCUCAACUGACGGAAGAGAAGCGGGGAAUAGAAAUUGCUAAGGAAAAUGUCGAGGAGGACUUGCAAAAGGUAAAAGAAGAAGCUCAUGCUCAAACCAACAACUUUAAUGAGGCUUGUGAAACUAGAAAGUCUCUUGAAGAUGCAUUGUAUGUUGCAGAAAAUAACAUUUCUUUGAUUGUAAAAGAAAGAGAAGAGUCUCAGCUGAGCAAAGCUGCGACAGAAGCUGAACUAGAGAAAGUGAGAGAGGAGGUUGCUGUUCAAACUGAGAAGCUGUCAGAGGCUUAUAGAAAUAUAAAGUCUCUUGAAGAUGCAUUAUCUCAGGCAGAGGCCAAUGUUUCGUUGCUCUCUGAACAAAACAAUCAUCUGCAGGUUGGAAGAACUGAUUUGGAUAAUGAACUGAAGAAGCUAAAAGAAGAAGCCGAGUCCCAUGGCAGUGGGCUGGCAGAUACAGUUUUGACUAUGAAUCAACUGGAAGAUGCUCAACUGAGCAGAGCUUCGAUGGAGGAUGAGGUAGAGAAAUUGAGAGAUGAAGUUGCUGUUCAAACGGAGAAGCUGACAGAAGCUAAUAUAACUUUAAAAUCUCUUGAAGAUUCACUCUCUCAGGCUGAGGCCAAUGUCUCUUUGCUUUCUAAACAAAACAGUCAUUUCCAGGUUGAAAGAACUGAUCUGGAAAAUGAGCUAAAGAAGCUAAAAGAAGAAGCCGAGUCACAAGCCUCUCUAACUAUGAAGCAACUGGAAGAUGCUCAAGCGAGUAAAGCUGCUUCAGAGACUGAACUGCAGAAAAUGCGAGAAGAAGUUGCUAUUCAAACUGAGAAGCUGAAAGAGGCUUAUGAGUCUAUACAGUCUCUUGAAGAUGCACUUUCUCAUGCAGAGGAAAAUGUUUCUCUGCUUUCUGAACAAAACAUUUGUUUCCGGGCAGAAAGAACUGAUUUGGAGAAUGAACUAGACAAGCUCAAAGAAGAAGCUGAGUCACAGACUAGUAAGUUGGCGGAUACCGCUGCAACCAUGAAAUCACUGGAAGAUACUUUGACAAAGGCAGGAAACAAGAUUUCUGUGCUUGAAGGCGAAAAAAGAAUUGCUGAGCAGGAAAUCUUUGCACUUGAGUCCAGAUUGAAGGCAUGCAUGGAUGAAUUAGCUGGAACCAAUGGCAGAAUAGAAAGUAGGUCCACUGAACUCAUCCAUCAGCUUGGCGACCUUCAAAUGCUCAUUAGAAACGAGAGUCUGCCAUCCAUGGUCAGGCAACAUUUUGAAAAGGAAAUGGAGAAGCUCAGAAAGAUGGACCUAAUUUUGAGAGAAAUAAAGGCCCGUUUUGUUGACAAAAGUUCAGUAGUCCUGCCAAAUCACUCUAACACUGAGGAAGAUUUGCUCGUGACUACAAAACCUUUCCUUCAUGACAUUGGUAACACUGUGGACAUACAAAUGGAUGAUGGCGAUUUGAAUGUUGCAGAUAUUGACAACAUUUCCAAGCUUUUUAAGAAAACUAUUGAGGGGUUCCAAUUGCAAAACGCAAAUCUUGCAGGCAAUUUUGAAGGCUUCUCUACCUUCAUAGAUGAGUUUAUUGAAGCUCUGUUAAUAAAACUAAGGGAAACCGAUGAUGCAGUAAGUAAUAUCUUUGAGCACAUUGAUUCCGUGGACCAGAAAAUGAAGAAUAUAGAAAUAAAUAAAUGGGAACAAGAUGAAAGAAUUGACGUGUUAGAAAAAGAUUGUAGAGUUUUAUUGUCUGCUUGUACCAAAGCCAUAAACAAAUUGCAGUUUGAGACCAAGAACAGUCUCAUGGACCUGAACUCUAUUCCUGAGCUUGCAAAGUUGAAUCAUAGUACUAAUCCGGAAGUAACUGAAGUUGUUGUUGAUGACAUGGACCAUGGAAGCAGAUAUGACAAUAUGGCAGAGAAGUUGUUAUUGGCUACACAAAAGGUUCACGCUGUCGCUAAACUAUAUGAGAGCUCAAGCAAUGUGGCAGCUUUCACAAUUGAAGAUUUGCAAGAGAAAUUAAGAGAAAGUAAAGCAGCUUAUGAAUAUGCCAUAGACAAAAGGGAUAAGAUUCAGAGUAGAGUUUCUGAGCUAGAGGCAAAAGUUGAAGCCUUAGAGGAGAAUUUGAAAGAGAAAGAUGAGCUUGUGCAUAAAAAUUUCACGAUGGAAGAACGAGAACAAGACGAUGUUAUUAUGUCGCCAUCUGAAUUGAAAACUCUCCUUGAUAAGAUAAGGAAGGUUGAAAUUCCUUUUAUAGAGUCAGAAGUUGAGGAUAUUAAGUUCCAGAAUCCUGUUGGCGUACAAAAGCUAUUUUACAUUAUUGAUAGUGUACCUGAGUUGCAUCAUCAAAUGAUUACAUUAUCCCAUGACAAAGAGAAGCUACAAUCAAAUCUCUCGAUGCAGGUUCUUGAAACUGAACAUCUAAAGGAGGAGAUUGAAUUUCUCACUGAAAACAAGCAAGAUUAUGAAAAGAUAAAGACUGAAAUGUCUGAGAUAACAUUGGGUUUGGAGAAAAUCCUCAAUACUUUGGGCGGUAGUGAAAUUGUCGGAGACCAAAAAUCUACUAAUGUGCAGAGACUUUUGCCGCAAGUAGAAAAACAGAUCACGGCCUUGACUUGGGAAGCUAAAAGUUCAAAACUCCAAACUCAAGAACUUGGCUCAAGGUUGCUUGGGAGCCAGAAAAUCAUAGAUGAUUUGUCAACCAAGGUUAAAUUGCUUGAAGAUUCAUUUGGAAGUAAAACUGUUCCACCAGAGGUUGUUCAGGAAAGAAGCAUCUUUGAAGCACCUCCACUGCCUACUAGCUCAGAGAUAUCUGAAAUUGAAGAUGUGGAUUCAGUUGGAAAGAAUGGGAUAUCUCCAGUUGCCUCCGCUGCUCAAUUGCGAACCAUGCGGAAAGGGUCGACUGACCAUCUUGUUCUGAAUGUGGAUUCAGAAUCUGCUAGUCUGAUCAACAAUAUAGAAACUGAUGAUGAUAAAGGUCAUGUGUUCAAGUCUCUCAACACAUCAGGUCUGAUUCCCAAGCAAGGGAAAUCAGUUGCAGAUCGAGUUGACGGAAUAUGGGUUUCGGGUGGUCGAGUUCUAAUGAGUCGACCGAGAGCGAGACUGGGAGUUAUUGUCUAUUGUCUACUGUUGCAUCUAUGGAUUUUAGGAACCAUAUUAUGAAAAGUGGGACAAUUACAUCUCUAAAUCAAACUGGCAGCAAUUCUUGUACCUUGUGUCAUAGAUAUUUUUUUUCUUUUCCACAUUCUUUUCUUCCUCCCAGUCCCAAAUAUGUUGUUUAUAUGCAGUCUUACCCUCAUGGAUUCUCUGUAAUCAACUUUUAGGGUUCAGAGAAUUGUAACCUCAAAUAAUACAUAGUUCUUUUUAGACAUAUUUUUUUUA